CGCAUGACGUCUGAUCCCGUGACCAGACUAUACCGUAAUGUAGUCAGCUGAUCAGUGGGUCGUGAACUAUCGGUGACAUUUAUGGUGAAAAGGUAAUAUUUAUAUCGCAUGAUAUCGCAGCAGGAUGUUGUCUCGUUUGUUGAAAGAGCACCAAGUGAAGCAAAAUGAACGAAAGGAGCUUCAGGAGAAGCGGAGGCGUGAAGCUAUUGCAGCUGCCACAUGUCUCACCGAAGCCCUUGUGGACCACCUCAAUGUUGGAGUUGCUCAGGCGUAUGUGAACCAGCGUAAACUUGAUCAUGAAGUGAAAACUUUGCAAGUCCAAGCAAGUCAGUUUUCCAAGCAAACGGCACAGUGGAUUAAUAUGGUGGAGGGUUUCAACCAGGCAUUGAAGGAAAUUGGGGACGUGGAGAACUGGGCUCGCAGCAUUGAGAUGGACAUGAGGACCAUCGCUACAGCUCUUGAAUAUGUUCACAAGGGACAGUUUCAAUCGACACCAUCAUAAAUUGGAAGAGACAUGGAUGGAAUCCAGACAUCCAGAAUAUAUAUUUUAAACUUGUGACAGUGAAGAUGCAUAGCAUUAAAGCAGAAAGAACUUCCCCGGUGCAACACGUCCAAUGAUCUGAUGAACUGCGUUGCACGACAAUGUUUUGUUUAAUAAACCACUUUACAGUCUUGUCAUGAAAUGUCCAACAAAGUAGUUUUAUUUGGAAUAUAAUUAUUUCUGUAACUUCACAUUGUGCAGUACCUUAAUAGCUGUACCUCCCAAUGUUUUUCAGCAUGUAAUAUUCUGUGUGUUAAUGUCAGUUUUUGUGAAAUUAAAUGGUUAUGUUUUCAAAAAAACUAAA
This is a messenger RNA of Synchiropus splendidus (mandarinfish), 845 nucleotides long. RefSeq names its product biogenesis of lysosomal organelles complex-1, subunit 1 (gene bloc1s1). The transcript is spliced from 4 exons. Gene Ontology annotation, cellular component: BLOC-1 complex. The coding region runs from base 125 to 502 and encodes 125 amino acids. Gene Ontology annotation, biological process: endosomal transport. NCBI's taxonomy places the organism in Eukaryota, Metazoa, Chordata, Actinopteri, Syngnathiformes, Callionymidae. The record is from RefSeq and is a predicted model, not a curated record.